Messenger RNA from Choloepus didactylus (southern two-toed sloth), 942 nucleotides. Its product is annotated as olfactory receptor 1N2-like. Gene Ontology annotation, cellular component: membrane. Gene Ontology annotation, biological process: G protein-coupled receptor signaling pathway. The record is from RefSeq and is a predicted model, not a curated record. The transcript has a single exon. NCBI's taxonomy places the organism in Eukaryota, Metazoa, Chordata, Mammalia, Pilosa, Megalonychidae. Gene Ontology annotation, molecular function: G protein-coupled receptor activity; olfactory receptor activity. The coding region runs from base 94 to 942 and encodes 282 amino acids.
AGAAGCAACCAUUCCCGUGUCUCUGAAUUCCUCCUCUUAGGUCUUUUUGAGAGGCCAAAGCAGCAGCCUGUCUUAUUUGGCAUCUUCCUGAGAAUGUACCUGGUCACUGUCAUGGGGAACCUGCUCAUCAUCCUGGCCAUUGGAUUGGACCCGCACCUCCACACCCCCAUGUACUUCUUCUUAGCCAACCUCUCUUUUGCUGAUAUCUGCUUUUCUUCCACCACAGUCCCUAAGAUGCUGGUGAACAUCCAUACCCAUAGUCAGACCAUCCUGUAUGGGGGGUGUUUGGCCCAGAUGCAUUUUUUCAUGAUGUUUGGGGCUCUGGAUGACUUUCUCUUGGGGGUGAUGGCCUAUGACCGCUAUGUGGCCAUCUGCAGGCCUCUUCACGACACCACACUCAUGAGCCCCCUUGUGUUCAUGCUCUUUCUUGCAGCAUGCUGGGUUCUUACCAACCUUGCUGCCCUCUUGCACACCCUGCUGAUGGCUAGGCUGUCCUUCUGUGCAGGCAACACCCUUCAUCACUUCUUCUGUGAUGUGCUCCCUCUGCUGCAGCUCUCCUGCUCAGACAUCCACAUGAACCAGGUAGCCCUGUUCAUGGUGUGCUCCAUGAUACUUACUGCUCCCCUCUCACUGAUCAUCCUGUCAUAUGCACGCAUUAUCUCCACCAUCCUCAGGGUUCCCUCUUCCUCGGGUAGGCAAAAGGCCUUCUCCACUUGUGGGUCCCAUCUCACUGUUGUGUUCCUGUUUUAUGGCACAGCCAUUGGUGUCUAUUUGUACUCCCCUUCUUCACAAUCAAGCAGCAAGGACAGGAUUGCAUCUGUGUUUUACACAGUGGUGACCCCCAUGUUGAACCCCUUCAUUUACAGCCUCCAGAACAAUGAUAUGAAGACUGCCCUAAGAAAGCUUUUUGGAACCAACAUGAUCUCCUUUCAGGGACUUUAA